Molecule: messenger RNA, 3204 nt
Organism: Mirounga angustirostris (Northern elephant seal)
Lineage: Eukaryota; Metazoa; Chordata; Mammalia; Carnivora; Phocidae
Gene: CHML
Product: CHM like Rab escort protein
Exons: 1
Coding region: 1-1935 (644 amino acids)
Biological process (GO): intracellular protein transport; small GTPase-mediated signal transduction; vesicle-mediated transport
Cellular component (GO): cytoplasm; nucleus; cytosol
Molecular function (GO): GDP-dissociation inhibitor activity
Source: RefSeq, a predicted model, not a curated record
AUGGCGGACAGUCUUCCCACAGAGUUCGAUGUGGUCAUAAUAGGGACAGGUCUGCCCGAAUCCAUCCUUGCAGCUGCGUGUUCAAGAAGUGGCCAGAGGGUUCUGCAUCUUGAUUCAAGAAGUUACUAUGGAGGAAACUGGGCAAGUUUCAGCUUUUCGGGAUUGCUCUCCUGGUUGAAGGAGUAUCAGCAAAACAGUGACAUUGUGGAAGAAAGUACUGCCUCAUGGCAAGGCCUGAUCCAUGAAACAGAAGAAGCUAUCACUCUUCGCAAGAAGGACGAAAGUAUUCAACACAUAGAAGUUUUUUGUUAUGCCAGUCAGGAUAUUGAUGACAAUAUUGAAGAGACUGAUGCUCUGCAGAAAAAUACUUCCUCAGUAACAUCUAGUACCACCACUAAACCUCUGGAUUCUGCAUGCUUGUCUGAAGAAACACAUUCAUUAUAUGCUACUGGCCAUGAAUUGCCUGCCAAAGGCACUCCAAAAAGUGAUGGAGAAAUUUCACUAGAAGUAACUGAUGUUGAGGACACCUUGGCAAAAGAAAAAUAUUGUGGAGAUAAAACUUGUAUACACACAGUUUCAGAUGGAGAUAAAGAUGAAAACAAGCCUAUAGAGGAAGACAACACUGACCAACCAAAGAGAAAUAAGAUUACUUACUCUCAAAUAGUUAAAGAAAGCAGGAGGUUUAAUAUUGAUUUGGUAUCAAAGCUGCUGUAUUCUCAAGGAUUGCUAAUUGAUCUCUUAAUCAAAUCAAAUGUUAGUCGUUAUGCAGAAUUUAAAAACGUCACUAGGAUUCUUGCAUUUCGUGAAGGAAAAGUAGAACAGGUGCCUUGUUCCAGAGCAGAUGUCUUUAAUAGCAAAGAACUCACUAUGGUUGAAAAGAGGAUACUGAUGAAAUUUCUUACAUUUUGUUUAGACUAUGAACAACAUCCUGAUCAAUACCAGGCUUUUGUGCAAUGCUCAUUUUCAGAGUACUUACAAACUAAAAAAUUAACCCCCAAUCUCCAACAUUUUGUGCUGCACUCAAUUGCAAUGACAGAAUCAUCUUGCAGUACAAUAGAUGGCCUUAAAGCAACUAAAAACUUCCUUCGGUGUCUUGGACGGUUUGGCAACACUCCCUUUUUAUUUCCCUUGUAUGGGCAAGGAGAAAUUCCCCAGUGUUUCUGCAGGAUGUGUGCAGUUUUUGGUGGAAUCUAUUGUCUUCGUCAUAAAGUUCAAUGCCUUGUAGUUGACAAAGAAUCUGGAAGAUGUAAAGCAAUUAUAGAUCACUUAGGUCAAAGAAUAAAUGCUAAAUAUUUUAUUGUGGAGGAUAGUUACCUUUCUGAGGAAACAUGCUCAAAUAUACAGUAUAAGCAGAUCUCCAGGGCAGUGCUCAUUACAGAUCAGUCUAUACUAAAGGCAGAUUCAGAUCAGCAAAUUUCCAUUUUGGUAGUGCCUCCAGUGGAAUCAGGAACAUGUGCUGUUCGUGUCACUGAAUUAUGUUCUUCAACCAUGACGUGCAUGAAAGACACCUAUCUGGUACAUCUGACCUGUUCAUCUUCUAAAACAGCACGAGAAGACUUAGAGUUAGUAGUGAAGAAAUUAUUCACCCCAUUUACUGAAACAGAAAUAGACAAGGAAGAACUUACAAAGCCAAGACUCUUGUGGGCUCUUUAUUUUAAUAUGAGAGAUUCCUCAGGAAUCAGCAGAAGCUCAUAUAAUGGCUUACCUUCCAAUGUUUAUGUCUGCUCUGGGCCUGACUGUGGACUGGGAAAUGAGCAUGCAGUCAAGCAAGCUGAAACGCUUUUCCAGGAGAUCUUUCCCAAUGAAGAAUUCUGCCCCCCACCUCCGAAUCCAGAAGACAUUAUCUUUGAUGGUGAUGAUAAACAACCAGAGGCUCCUGGAACCAAUAAUAUAAUCAUGGCCAAACUGGACUCCUCUGAUGAAGUAAAAACCUAGAAAGCCCAGGGAAGCACCUUCAAAACUAGAAAAAAGCAAACUGGAAAUGCUACUUUGGGCCUGCAUCCUGGCAUCAGAAUAUUUUCAUUUAAAGGACCAUUUCCUAUAUGAUUAAUUAGAACUGGUUAUAUGAUAAAUGCUAUGCAGAUGUUGUCUUUAAUUCUGUUUGAGACAUUCAGUCAUUGGAUGUCGUUGUUAAUCUAUCAGUAACUGAUUGAUUAUUGGAUAAGGUUAGUUUUAUUUUAGUAUUGGGUGUAUUAGUGAGGGUUCUAUAUUAGCAAAUGUGCUUAAAGGGAUGUAAUAUGUGUCUGCUAAUGACCUUCAGAUUUUAUUAGUCUAUAAUAAUAUCUAAGGAAUAUUUUAUUUACUUUUGCAAUUAUUUUAGUUGCUACUGCCUCUGAAUAAUUAAACACAUACAGUAAAUUAUGUGGGUCUUUGUAUGUAAUAUAAAUGUACAGACACAGUGGUAGCAAUAGCAACUUAUGCAAGUGCCAACUGUUAAAAGAUUAGCUUUGGAUGAUCCUUUAUUUGUGAAGGUCUAGUGUUUACAACACAUUGUGCAGUUCAGUUCCCCUACUUGACCCUUGUAACCGGUGAGGCAGUGACACCACCACAAUCUUCUGUAUUACAGAAAGUGGUGGAUUGUUCAUCUGGUCACUGAAGAGGUCAUUCUUGGGAAAUUUGACCCAAAGGAAAUCUAGGGGUCAGAUUAGUUCUGGUUUAAUACUUCAGAAAAUUUCUGCAGAGCCCUGUGCUGGCACCUAAAAGAAAAGAACUUCCAACAACUAACUCAGGCCAAAAGAAAAAAAUAUAUUGCCCCAGGAAAAGGUCUGCAGAUUGGCUGUUUUGAAAUUCCUAAGAAGAGAUGGAGUGAGGCAUUUCUAACCUGGGAUACUGGUGGUUUUUCAAAGCCAUCCAUAGAUUUCCCGAGGUUUCUUCAUGAGGGUGAGAUCUACCACCUUGUUGGCACUACCACUUUAAUUAGCAGCACUGACUAUGACAGAUAGGAGUGAAUGGAAGGAGGGUUUCACCAAGUCUCCCUUGAGUCUCACCUCGCAGUUAGUGAGAUGACUGCCUCCAUGAUCACUUCUGCCUUUCAACUGUUAUCUAGAGAACAGAAACAUUUUUUUCUAGAGCCAUCAGAAGUCAAAACUGUUGUACUCCAGUAGUGAAAACCUGUGGGGUUGUCAGAAGAGGUAAACUGCCUCCCCCUUCAGUCUCCUGUUUCCAUUCUUCUGAAUGGUACUCCUAUAGGAAGAGAGCCCUCCA